UGCACAGAACUGGUCAGUUCUUUAUUUUUAUUUUAAAAUCCUGCUUUUGAAGGUAUGUAAUUUUGAUGAUUUUCCAAUGCAGUAGCGUCAGGCAUGGAUGAAGAUCAACACGCAAAUUCAGGUCCUUCUAACAAAUCACCAAAUCAAGUGCCCCAAAAGCAAAAAAAAAAGCCAAGAGGCCCUACAAAAGGAAUAAAAUCCAUGCCCGGGGUUCCAAGAAUAAUUGAAUGGGAUCACUUGGACCGACCCACAGGGAAAUGGGCAACGGAUUACAAGAAUCACAUUGGCGAGAUAAGUCGCGCAAAGGUUUCAAUAUUGAUCAGAACCUGGGAAGAUGUUUCACAAGGAAUAAAAGACACUUUGUGGGAAGACGUCAAGAGAGAAUUUCAUAUCACAGAUGAAACUAAGAAAGAAGUUGUCUUAAAGAGUUGUGAUAAGCGUUGGAGGGAAUUCAAAUCAAGAUUGACGACUGGUUGGAUCCGGGGUACAAGAAAAAGGCCAAAAGAUGAAAAGAUGCCAUAUGAUUUGUAUAGUUAUAUAACUAAGGAUAUAUGGAAGGAAUUUGUGAAGAUACGUACCUCCGAAGAAGCUGAGGAAAUAAGUGAGAAAGCAAGACAAAGUCAAUCUUUCAACAUAUAUCCUCAUCAUAUGGGACAGAAAUCAUAUGCUGAAAUGACAAGUGAAUGGCAGAGAAAAGGGUACAUUCCCUCAGUUUCUUCGUCAUCUGAAGGUUCCUCUGCGUCUACAAUUUCUUCAAGUUUGCCGAGUAGGACAUGUUUAUGGCUUCUUGCAAGAUCGGUACCAGAUGAGAAAGGAAAUCCUUACUUGCCGGAUCAGGGCACACAAAAGGUCAAAGAAAAUAUUGAUGAAUGGAAAAGGAAACAAGAUGAAGGGGAAUUUGUUCCCAAAAGUGCACGAGAUGAUGUCUUAUCUCGUGCACUUGGUAAGACUAAAGAAGGGAGACCACUAACAUUUGGUGGUGGAGUAGGCAUCAAAGCUGUGUGGGGGACCGGAGAGCGGCGUAGCUUUCGACGGUAUGGAGAUGCGGAGAUGGAGGAAAUGGAAGCAAGAGUGACCAAAAGGGUCAAAGAUGAGACAAUACAAGAGAUGAACUCCAAGAUGGAUGCCAUGGUCAUGGAGAAAUUUAUCACAUUUGCUAAAGAACUUGGUGUCCAAAUACCAAGCCAUAUGAGGAUAGACGCAAAUGUUCAUAGUAGUUGUCGUUCCGGGGGUUUAGAUCCAUUUGCCGACAUUACGGUAUGAUAAUUUGUGUUUUUCAAGUAAUUUGUUUCUAGUUAAUUCUAUUGAACUUUUCUAACAUGUUACAUUGUAUUUGCGUUAUUGUUCAAAAUAAAUAAUAAGGAACCUGUCCCGUGCCAUCUAUACCUGAACAUAGGCUCGGAGAAAGUCUUUGUUGCCUAUGGUACCAUAUGUCCAGAGUUGCUCCUUGAUCACCACAACGACGUCACGUCCGAUAACGUGAAAGUGAGCGUUGAUGAUUUUGAGCCCGCGUACAAAGAAGCUCCCGUCCCCGUGCCUUCUCAAUAUAUUAAGAAACUUGCUCAAGCUCAUGGUACCUUCACUCAGUGGCCAAAGCAUUUGGUGUCGCUUAUGAAUGAGGAGGUAAACAAGCCUACAAGUAAAGAGCCUAAAGGGAAAGGGAACAAAGGGAAAGAGAUAGUGGUUGGGGGAAGUGGAACAAAAGCGUCCAACACUAAAUCAAAAACCUAUUUCCUUGAAAAUUAUAAAGUGCAAAAUUUGAGUGGUAAGUGCAAUGUGAUGAAAACUAUGAUGUUGGGAUUAAAAGAAGGGGAGCACGUUAAGGUACAUUGCACUAAAAGGACAUUCAAUAUGGAAAAGGACUUUGAAAUUAGUGUCACCGUUGAAGACACCGAUCAACUUCUCUCGGGAGCAUGGCUCAAUAUAUCAAUAAUACAAGUUUUUGUUACGGCUUUGAGUGAGUUGUGUUUUCACGAUGAUUGUCACCCCAAUAGUAUUGGAUUCAUGUGCCCGGAGAUGAUCUCGGCCACCAUGUUAAAGUCCGAUGCAGAUCGAAUUCUAUUGUACAUGACGAGGUCCAUGAGUGCACUUAGUUCUAAGACAUUCAUCUUAUGUCCAUACUACGAAAAGAGUCACUGGAUGCUUUUAGUUCUUUGCUUGUCUAAACGUGAGGUCUACAUAUUUGAUUCUCAACAGAAGAAGAGAAAUUUGAUGAUUAAGGAGCCACUAAACAAUGCUUUUCGGAGUUACAAGAGACUAGGUGGACAAUCUAAGGGAACUAAAUUAACAUGGAUUCCAGCACAG
Spinacia oleracea (spinach) is the source of this 2304-nucleotide messenger RNA. RefSeq lists its product as uncharacterized. The record is from RefSeq and is a predicted model, not a curated record. NCBI's taxonomy places the organism in Eukaryota, Viridiplantae, Streptophyta, Magnoliopsida, Caryophyllales, Amaranthaceae. The transcript is spliced from 8 exons. Bases 94 to 1263 code for a protein of 389 amino acids.